This is a messenger RNA of Lonchura striata (white-rumped munia), 1418 nucleotides long. It is a transcript of the gene TMEM171, whose product is annotated as transmembrane protein 171. The record is from RefSeq and is a predicted model, not a curated record. Lineage: Eukaryota; Metazoa; Chordata; Aves; Passeriformes; Estrildidae.
CGGCCGUGUGCGGCGAUUCCGGGCGGCUCCUCCUGCGGCCGCUCCGCCGCGCCCCGCCGCCAUUCCCCUGCGUUCGUCUGUCCGCCGUGCGUGGGAAUUACCCGGGUGUAAUCCUGUCUUCUCCCCACACUGCUUCCCCAGCGCUGCCUCCAGGCCAUCCCUGAGUGAGGCUGGGAUAUCUCUGAAGGGGCUUCUGCAGCUGUUCUGGCGUGCAGUACUCUCGUGGCUGAUGCUGGCGUACAGCAGCAUGGGACAGGAAGCUUAUUGAAAGAGAGAAGCAGAGAGGUCUUUACUGCCUGUGGAAAGAGAAACAAGAUUUAUAUGCUUUGAGAAGAUCUACUGUAGUUUGCUGCCGUUUAAUUCUAACAACUCAUCUGCUUGAGGAGAUUCUGUUGCAAUGUAUCCGGUGGCUGUCCCUGCACCAGGAGGUGAAGGAAGUAAUGGACAACAUGGGAAACUUAUUUUUUUCCUUUUUGUUUUUGGAGCUGUGUUGCUCUGUGCUGGAUUUUUUCUUUCAGUCUUUAUUCUCCAGUCGUGUCCAUCUGGAAGCUUCAGUGACUGUAACGAGGUCCUCAAGGCUGCUGGGCCAGUGCUGGCUGUAGCUGGACUGGUUUGUGUUUUACUGGCACGAUCAAGGGCCAGGAUGUAUAUAAGACAAAGACAAUUGCAAAAUGAGCAGGUGUACAGCCUUGUUUUUUGUCGUGGGAACUGUCAGUUUGCCCAGUUUCUCAUAUUUGGAUUCCUGUUUUUAACUAGUGGAAUGUUAAUUAGUGUCCUGGGCAUUUGGGUACCUGGUUGCAGCCCUGUCUGGCAUAUGAUACAGCUCAACCACACUGGCACUUCUGACAAAGACCUCCAGGGCUGUGGAUUCCUGUCACUUCAAAUCUUGGGACCCUUGAUUGUGCUCACUGGGUUGUGUUUCUUCGUGAUAGCUCAUGUUAAAAAGAAGCAAAACAUAAAUAUCAAUGAAGACUCCUAUGAAAGUGAAGAACAUCCUCAGAGCCCUGAAUCCUUUCAGGUUACAGUAGGUGAUGCUGUGAUGGUAUUUCCACCCCCACCGCCUCCUUAUUUUGCUGACCCUAUGUCACCAACUGUGACUCAUUGUCUUAUGUCAAGUGUUUUGCCUACAAGUGAAAAUCCACCACCAUACCACUCUAUCUUCAGUGAUGGAGCACAGCUUGCUGAUGAUGAAAGAACAGUUGCUGUUAGAGACUAUGAAUCCAUAUAUGCAAUUUCUGGAAGCAGCUCACCUUCAGAUAUUUUACCAGUGGUAUACCUUUCUUCUGAAUCACCACCAAAAUAUGAAGAGAAAGCAUCAAUAACAAAUAAUGAAUAUUCGCCAUCUUCUUCCUUAUCUUUUUCAUCUAUUUUCUUAGCCACAUCUGACACCAGCUCGUAAAGGACUGACAGUUCACUUA